Fusarium pseudograminearum CS3096 is the source of this 1920-nucleotide messenger RNA. RefSeq lists its product as uncharacterized. NCBI's taxonomy places the organism in Eukaryota, Fungi, Ascomycota, Sordariomycetes, Hypocreales, Nectriaceae. Bases 1 to 1920 code for a protein of 639 amino acids. The record is from RefSeq and is a predicted model, not a curated record. Gene Ontology annotation, molecular function: zinc ion binding; aminopeptidase activity; metallopeptidase activity. The transcript has 5 exons. Gene Ontology annotation, cellular component: cytosol. Gene Ontology annotation, biological process: proteolysis.
AUGUCGUGGUUUUCAUCACUCAAGAAACCCUCCAUCUUGCGAACCUGUCAAGUCACAAUCACUCACAACCUUAGACGCACAUUUGCUACUGUCAACCCAAACAUGACGGCCAAUCGGGAUCCCAGCACUCUCUCAAACUAUAGCGCUUGGCGCACCCGCCAUACCACCGCCAACUUCAAGAUUGAUUUUGACCAGAAGGCGCUCAAGGGCUCUGUUGUUUUGCAACUCGAGUCACAGACUGACAAAGAGAGCAAGGAGAUUAUUCUCGAUACUCGUUAUGUCGACAUUUCCAGUAUCAGCAUCAACUCCAAGGAGUCCAAGUGGGAGCUGAAGAGCUUCAAUGCCCCUCUCGGUGCCCCUCUUCACAUUGCUGUGCCUGAUGGUGUUGCCAAAGGCGAGCUAAUUGACCUUGCAAUUGAUCUCCAGACAACCAGCAAAUGCACUGCUCUGCAAUGGCUCACUCCUGCUCAGACCUCCAACAAGAAGCACCCGUACAUGUUUUCUCAAUGCCAGGCCAUUAACGCUCGUUCCAUCUUUCCUUGCCAGGACACUCCUGACGUCAAGUCUACUUUCACUUUCAAGCUGACUUCGUCUCUCCCCGUUGUUGCCAGUGGUGUUCCUGUAGGAGACCACGAGGCAACUCCUGGUAAGGAGAAGCUUUACGAAUUUGAGCAAAAGGUCCCUAUUCCCUCUUACCUCUUUGCUGUGGCCUCUGGUGACAUUGCAACUGCUCCUAUUGGUCCUCGAAGCAUUGUCGCCACGGGCCCUAACGAGCUGGAAGGAUGCAAGUGGGAACUUGAGCGUGAUAUGGAGAAGUUUAUGGAGGUGGCAGAGAAGCUUGUCUUUCCCUACAAAUGGGGAGCUUACAACGUUCUUGUCUUGCCCCCUAGCUUCCCGUACGGAGGUAUGGAGAACCCCAUCUACACCUUCGCUACACCUACAAUCAUCAGUGGUGACCGCCAAAAUGUGGACGUUAUUGCCCACGAACUGAGCCACAGCUGGAGUGGUAACUUGGUUUCCAACGCUAGCUGGGAGCACUUCUGGUUGAACGAAGGUUGGACAAUGUACCUUGAGCGCCGUAUUCAAGCCGCCAUCCACGGUGAUGCCGAGUUUGACUUUUCUGCCAUCAUUGGAUGGAAGGACCUUGAGAAUGCCGUAGAACUCUUUGGCAAGGAUCACGAAUACACCAAGCUCAUCAUUAAGCAUGAGGGUGUUGAUCCUGAGGACGUCUACAGCACCGUUGCUUACGAGAAGGGCUUCCACUUCCUCUACUACUUGGAGGGCGUUGUUGGCCGGGAGAACUUUGAUAAGUUCAUUCCCUUUUACUUCACCAAGUGGUCCGAAAAGUCCCUUGAUUCAUUCGAAUUCAAGCAAACCUUCCUCGACUUUUUCAACAACUUUGGAAACGAGGAAGUUGCCAAGAAGAUCACCGAGAUCAAUUGGGAGGAGAAGUUCUACACACCCGGUCUUCCUCCCAAGCCCGAGUUUGACACUACAUUAGCAAACCAGUGCUAUGAUCUUGCAAACAAAUGGAAGGAUGCUAAAUUCGAGCCCAAUGCCAAGGACCUUGAGGAGUUUACUGCGAACCAGAAGCUUGUCUUCCUGGGUGAAGUACAGCAGUCCGGUGAUCUGACUGCAGACCGAGUCCAGCUCAUGGGCAAGACGUACGAUUUCAUGUCGUCAAAGAACGUGGAGAUUCUUUCAGCAUACUACCAGAUUGCUCUCCAGGCCAAGGAUUCUGCUAUUUACCAGGCCGCUGCCAAUCUGCUCGGCACGGUUGGUCGUAUGAAGUAUGUGCGACCUCUGUUCCGCGCCCUCAACAAGGUGGACCGACAGCUGGCGCUGGGCACCUUUGAGAAGAACAAGGACUUCUAUCAUCCUAUCUGCAAGGGUAUGGUAGAGAAGGAUUUAGGUCUUUAA